AGGUGCUAAACUACUUCAGAGUGGGUUUGGGUCGGCACACGGUUACGUUUGGGUUAACGGAGCUGAAAUGCACUAACCAGAGCGAUUCAGCUGUUUGAUGUGUUACUGUUGUGCAUCUGACUGCAGUCAGCUGAUCACCUUACAUCUGAGCAAAGAUGGCUGCUCAAGUGACGCCUUCGGUCUCUCCAAAGACUGGAGAAGUUGAUGAUGGAUCCCUUAUUGGAGUUCUCAAAGCCUAUGACAACAUGAGGAAGAAGACCUUGUUGUGCGACGUGGUUCUGGAGGUUCAGGGGAGGCGGUUUCCUGCCCAUCGGUUGGCUUUAGCUGCUGGCAGCCAUUUCUUCUUCCUGAUGUUUACAACUGGCAUGAAGGAAGCCACCUCUGGCCGGGUGGAACUGAAGGAAGUGGAGCCGGACAUCGUUGAGCAGCUGAUUGACUACAUUUACACACAACGAAUCUCGUUGAACGUGAGGAACGUCCAGUCGAUGAUUCUGGCAGCCGAUCGGUUUCUGAUGGAUCCUGUGAAGAGGGCCUGUGAGGAGUUCCUGAAGGGACAGCUGAACGCAUCAAACUGCCUGGGCAUAUCGAUCCUGGCAGAUUUGAGUCAUUCUCCAGAACUGGCCGCCUUUACAGAAAAAUAUGUCCUGCGGUGCUUCUCUCAAGUCAUCAAGUCGAACGAGUUCCUGGAACUGGACGUCGCUCGGCUCACGACUCUACUGCGGAAGGACGAAGUUGUGGUUCCUGCUGAGGAGGUGGUGUUGUCGGCUGCUUUGGCCUGGCUCCAGCAUGAUCUCCCCAGCAGGCGGAGGUUCUCGGCUGAUGUGCUGAGCUGCGUUCGCUUUCCUCUCAUGUCUCAGAGCUUCCUUUCAAAGAUCGUUCACGCUGACCAGCUGUUCCAGAACGACGCAGCGUGUCACCACAUGGUCAUCAAUGGGAUGCAGUACCACAUGCUGUCGUGGGAAGACCGCCGAGACCUGGCCGAGAUGAGCAGACCUCGCUGUGUGAAAAGGAAGCCCCGUAUUGCUGUGCUGAAAAGCUCCGUGCCCUCGUUGAUCCACUUCUUCAACCCAAAGGAUUCCAGCUGUACUCGCAGUACUUCCUCUUUUGGGAGUCGACAAAAUGCUGCAGUGGUCUACUGUGAUGGUGUGGUCUACAUCCUGGGAGGCUCCAGUCUCUCAGGUCCCAUGAAGUCCAUCAACUGUUACAGCAUCCAACAAGACUACCGGUUCUUUAAGUCGGGGCUGCCCACACCCUGCGACAGCCUAGCAGCCUGCGUUGCCCACGGCAACAUCUACGUAUCGGGAGGAGUAACGAAGGAAGACGGCAGGAUUCUGCACCAUCUUCUCUGCUUCAACACAAAGACGAGUUCCUGGCAAACGCAACCCAACAUGUUAACGGCUCGCUGCUGUCACGGAUCAGUGGAGCUCAACGGCCUCGUCUACGUUUGUGGAGGACUCAGCUGCAACAGGCUCUCUCAGUUCAUCACCAACAGCUGCGAGGUGUACAACCCCUCCACCCAACAAUGGAGGGAGUUGUGCCCCAUGACCCAACCCAGGAAGGACCAUGGCCUGGUGGUGGUGAACAACCUGAUCUAUGCCAUCGGAGGGGAGGGUCGGCAAGGCUUCCUAAGAUCCGUGGAAUGCUACGACAUCAGCUCGAACCAGUGGCGCAGCGCUCCACCGCUGCCCUACCCCAUGAUGGUGAGGUGUGCAGCUGUUGGGAAUGAAAUCUUCGUGUUGGCGGGCAAAAGUCAAAGGGCGGAGCUCCAAAGUGUUCUGGAGUUCCACACAUACGACAACAAGUGGACCUCUUCUUACAGCAUGAAGCAGUUUCCAUUCAAAGACACUCUCAUCUGUGUGGUGGACUAGUGUUUUAAUCCAAGGCUGUUUUAAUGGUUUUAUUGUCCUUUUUAAAUGUGUUUUGAUAAAUAAAAGCUGUUAUGUUUGUCUA
Molecule: messenger RNA, 1950 nt
Organism: Nothobranchius furzeri (turquoise killifish)
Lineage: Eukaryota; Metazoa; Chordata; Actinopteri; Cyprinodontiformes; Nothobranchiidae
Product: kelch-like protein 7
Molecular function (GO): protein binding
Source: RefSeq, a predicted model, not a curated record